CACAAUAAAAUCAGUGCAGCUGUUGGGCCCCAUAUGGCUCCAGGUGGACUACAACCAGCAAGAUUUAAGACUAGAUACUGAAAGCUUUCUUUUACCUACACAAAGGAAGGCAUUGACUAAUAAGAAGCCAACUGUCCAAUGACUUUUGGUCCCCUAAAAAGAGGUGUAACACGAAUCGCCAGAUAUGGAUGGAGAUUAUUAAAGGCAGCGGGGCCACAGCAGUGGUGCAGGCAGCUCUGUGUAAACCCCGUCAGGAGCGUGUCGCCAUCAAGAGGAUCAACCUGGAGAAAUGCCAGACCAGUAUGGACGAGCUGCUGAAAGAGAUUCAAGCAAUGAGCCAGUGCAACCAUCCCAAUGUUGUGUCCUACUACACGUCCUUCGUGGUUAAAGAUGAACUCUGGUUGGUCAUGAAACUUCUAAGUGGAGGGUCAAUGCUGGACGUUAUAAAGCACACAUUCAGUCGAGGGGAGCACAAGAAUGGAGUUCUGGAGGAGGCCAUCAUAGCCACCAUUUUAAAAGAAGUUCUGGAAGGUUUAGACUACCUGCACAGGAACGGGCAGAUCCACAGGGAUGUGAAAGCUGGAAACAUUCUUCUGGGAGAGGAUGGAUCCGUCCAGAUCGCAGAUUUUGGAGUAAGCUCCUUCUUAGCCACUGGAGGAGAUGUCACCAGGAACAAAGUGAGGAAGACCUUUGUGGGGACGCCAUGUUGGAUGGCUCCUGAGGUGAUGGAGCAGGUACGAGGCUAUGACUUCAAAGCGGACAUCUGGAGCUUCGGGAUCACAGCCAUCGAGUUAGCCACGGGGUCGGCACCCUACCACAGAUAUCCACCAAUGAAGGUUCUAAUGCUAACCUUGCAGAACGAUCCACCCACGCUGGAAACCGGCGUGGAGGACAAAGAGAUGGUAAAAAAAUACGGAAAGUCCUUCAGAAAAUUAAUAACGCUGUGCCUUCAAAAGGACCCCACUAAAAGGCCAACAGCAGCAGAACUUCUGAAAUGUAAAAUUUUCCAAAAGGCCAAGAACAGAGAAUAUCUGAUUGAGAAGCUUCUGAAUAAAACGCCAACCAUCACUCAAAGAGCCAAAAAGGUGAAGAGAGUCCCGGGGUCCAGCGGACACCUGCACAAGACGGAGGACGGAGACUGGGAGUGGAGCGACGACGAGCUGGACGAGAGGAGCGAGGAAGGCAAGGCCGCGGCCAAUCAGGACAGGUCGCGAAGGGUCAGACAUGGAAGCGGAGAUAACAAAGCAAAUGGCGGCAGCAGCAUUCCCAUGGAAGGACUGUCUAUCCAGCAUCCGCAGGUUCAACCUUUUGAGCACGGACAACAUGUUCAAGGACCAAGUGCUGUGAAUAUGGUUCUACGGCUGAGGAACAGCAGAAAGGAGCUGAACGACAUACGAUUUGAAUUUACUCCAGGUCGAGAUACUGCUGAUGGAGUGUCCCAGGAGCUUAUCUCGGCUGGACUGGUCGAUGGACAUGAUGUCAUUGUUGUUGCUGCUAACCUUCAGAAGAUUGUUGAUGAUCCAAUUACCUACAAAGUGUUGACAUUUAAGCUGGAUUCGGGCUGUGAUAGCACAGAGAUUCCAGACGAGGUGAAGCUGAUCGGAUUCGCCCAACUAAGCGUCAGCUGAUCCCCUCACCUGGUCCGGGCAGGUGAACAGGAGGGGCCAGCGAUACAAAGACCAACUGUGUGCGAGAGAGAGUCGGAAAGAGGCACCUCAACCCCCUCACCCCCUCCCUCCCCCCAAACCCUGAAAAAAACAAAAACCAUACAAAUCCUAUCCAACCUCCCAUUCCCGCCCUGCUACUGACCCCUGACCCCUGACCCCAGAGCAGUUGACCAGUGUUGGCCGAGCUAAGCUAAAGCUAUGCUAGCCUCUUCUGUCAUUCCACACUUACAGUAUGUGCUGUUUCUGCAGCCGCCAUUCCAUUGCCUACUCUCAGUACAAGGAACAGGUUUCAGAAAAAGGAAACUUAAGGAUUUUCUCAGGUGGUUACAAAAAAAUUCAUGCGAGUAGCUUAACUUUUUGUUAAACAAACCAUGUUACCUCUGCUUUAAGCAUAGCUCAUUAUUAUUAUUAUUAUUAUUAUUAUUGAAUGAAUGAAUUGUAUUUAUUUUCAUGUCAUUCCACCUAAAGUGGUCCAUUCCAAAUAAGAUUGCACGACACCAGAUUAUAACGACCCAGACUUCCCAGUAACGGGGUGGCCUGUAGCGUAGUGGUUAAGGUACAUGACUGGAACACUCAAGGUCGGUGGUUCGAUCCUCAGUGUAGCCACAAUAAGAUUGAGCCCUUGAGCAUGGCCCUUAACCCUGCAUUGCUUAGUCUAAUCAACUGUACGUCACUCUGGAUAAGAGCAUCUGCCAAAUGCCAUUAAUGUGAAUGUAAUGUAACAGAACAUAAUAAUACAAAGUUAACUGGCAGAAGACCCCACAACUACCUUUAAAACAUGUGCUUUGUUACCAUGCUUCAUCUAGGAAAUCCACAAAGGCAAAUGUGUCCUUUUUACAUAGUAUUUUCAUUAUUUCAGAAUCUUCCAAUGAAAAAUAAUCAAAAGUGUCACUGUUGAUCUUUAUGAUUGUUAUUAUUAUUGCCUUUGUUGUUUUAUUUACAUUCAGUUUUAUUUUCAUGGACAACAUGCCCUUCUUCAGUUUGCAUAUUACAGGCCACACGGAUCAUGCAGUUGGCAGUGAAAUGUAUCAGCCUCAACUAUAGUCCUUGUUCAGAAGACUUAAUUAUGUAAAGCACAUUAUCAGAAUUCUGUUGCCAUGUGUAUUGCCAGUGAAUGUCUGAACUGGCAUGUAUUUAGAGUAAAAGUGUAAAGCCAGGAGAGGUAAGGGAUGAGAGGGAACAGGCUAGCUCUUAAUACUGCAGACUGUAACCUGUGUUUCCCUCAGCGGGCAGUGUUGAUGCUUAGGGGUGCGAAAUCUCUGGAGGUGCCUUGUUCUCUAACGUGCCUGAGACUCUGGGAACUGCAGAGCGAGGAGUGUCCGUGUCAGGAACAGCAACAAAAGGCCAGGAACACAAUUAGCAGAUCCUGUACUCCUGCAGACGCACCGCAGAAAGGCAGCAUUCUAAUCAGUGGCAAACCUACAGCUAAAAUGCACUUUUGGGUACAGCAUAUGCACCUGACAAGCCGAUGCUUAAACCCUGGGAGAGAUGCCAUUUAAAGUGAAUCUUAAUCGUAAUCCCCGUUGUCAGUCACAAGGUUGAUAGAGACCAUUACUCAGAAUGAGGGAAAACCAUAAUACAUGCAUUUCACAGACGCAACAUGAUUGUUAAUGAGAAAACAACUUUGUCUAAAUGCACAACAUAUUGAAUUUCUUCCCAAGAAUACCUCCAAGAAAUGUACUAUAUAGCAAUGUAUCUGCAAAUGAAACCAAAAGGUAACUACUGAGAGGCGAGCUCUUUGUCCAAAGCACAGUAGCUCUAAAUUAUUUUUGAAACUACUGCUAUGUAAUAUUGAUUGUACUAAAUCAUUUGGAAUAGGGAGAUGAAAGGUAUUGUGUUUUCAAAUACAGAAUGUGUACCAUUUCUGUGUAUUAACCCUAUUCCCUUUCUGUAAGCAGCUAAUUUCAUGUCGGCUAAAUGGCAACAAAUAAAGAAUUGCUGUUUGAAAAA
Molecule: messenger RNA, 3617 nt
Organism: Conger conger (European conger)
Lineage: Eukaryota; Metazoa; Chordata; Actinopteri; Anguilliformes; Congridae
Product: STE20/SPS1-related proline-alanine-rich protein kinase-like
Exons: 18
Coding region: 189-1628 (479 amino acids)
Biological process (GO): protein phosphorylation
Molecular function (GO): protein serine/threonine kinase activity; ATP binding
Source: RefSeq, a predicted model, not a curated record